Molecule: messenger RNA, 1531 nt
Organism: Magnolia sinica
Lineage: Eukaryota; Viridiplantae; Streptophyta; Magnoliopsida; Magnoliales; Magnoliaceae
Product: sorting nexin 1
Exons: 11
Coding region: 143-1351 (402 amino acids)
Cellular component (GO): endosome
Molecular function (GO): phosphatidylinositol binding
Source: RefSeq, a predicted model, not a curated record
AACAGACGCUUGAACCUGAGUCGCGACAUACGAUAAACGAACUCGAGAGGAAGAAACAAGUGUUCUAAAAGCCAAGACUUCUCUCCUUCCUUUCUUCUUCUUCAUCGAUCCAUUUGAAAGAAAAAAGAAGAAGAAAAGCGACAUGAUUUCGACGCAGAGAAGCCUUUCAGGGUCAUUACAAAGCCCUAGAUCUCCUUCAACACAGCCGUAUUUAUCUGUUUCCGUAACUGACCCUGUCAAAUUGGGUAAUGGCGUCCAAGCAUACAUCUCCUACAGGGUUAUCACCAAGACGAAUUUGCCUGAAUAUCAAGGUCAAGAGAAGAUUGUCAUCCGUCGUUACAGUGAUUUCGUGUGGUUGCGUGAUCGGCUUUCUGAAAAGUACAAAGGGAUUUUUAUUCCUCCUCUUCCAGAGAAGAGUGCUGUAGAGAAGUUCCGCUUCAGUGCCGAAUUCAUUGAGAUGAGGCGUCAAGCUUUGGAUAUAUUUGUAAAUCGAAUCGCUUCGCAUCCUGAACUGCAGCAAAGUGAAGAUUUGAGGACCUUUUUGCAGGAAGAUGAAGAGACCAUGGAUAGAUCGAGAUCCCAGGAAACUGGUAUUUUCAAGAAGAAGCCAGCUGAUUUUAUGCAAAUUUUCAAGGAUGUGCAAUCAAAGGUAAGUGACGUUGUCCUUGGAAAGGAGAAACCAGUGGAAGAGUCCACUCCCGAAUACGAGAAACUAAAACACUACAUAUUUGAGCUUGAAGAGCACUUGGCAGAGGCACAGAAGCAAGCUUUUCGUCUUGUAAAGAGGCACCGAGAGUUGGGUCAAUCUCUAUCGGACUUCGGAAAGGCAGUCAAGCUCCUUGGUGCUUGUGAAGGAAAAUCUCUAGGGAAGGCAUUUUCUGAUCUCGGAACAAAGUCAGAAGCCUUGUCAAUGAAGCUUCAGAAUGAGGCCCACAACCUGUUAAUGAAUUUUGAAGAACCUUUGAAGGACUAUGUGCGUGCAGUGCAGUCGAUAAAGGUCACUAUGGCAGAUAGAGCCAAUGCUUUCCGGCAGCAAUGUGAGUUGGCAGAAACCACCAGGCUGAAGGAGAUUAACCUUGACAAGCUAAUGCUCAUGCGCUCUGAUAAGGCAGGAGAAGCAGAGUACGAAUAUAAAGAGUUGAAGGCAGAGAGUGAGGAGGCCACGCGGAGAUUUGAGACGAUUGUUAGAUUGAUGAAUGAAGAGAUUGUGCGGUUCCAAGACCAGAAGACAUCAGAUAUGGGUCUGGCUUUCCACGAAUUUGCCAAGGGGCAGGCAAAGCUUGCAAACGACAUUGCGGAUGCUUGGAGGAGCCUACUGCCUAAGCUUGAAGCUUGUUCUACUGACACAUGACUCUGAAUUUUUAGUACAACUAGGUCACUUUGUAAUGACUGGCUGAGGAAGAUCUUUGUAUAAUUCGCAACAAAUGUUUUGUAUGGCUGACUUGGGAGUUUUUUUAUACACUUUGCAAUUUAUGAUUGUCACAAUGAUCAAGAACUUUCAAGAAAUUCAUUACUUGGAUUUUGGGCAUGA